This is a messenger RNA of Musca vetustissima, 1941 nucleotides long. RefSeq names its product frizzled-4 (gene fz4). The transcript is spliced from 3 exons. The record is from RefSeq and is a predicted model, not a curated record. Gene Ontology annotation, cellular component: plasma membrane. Bases 1 to 1941 code for a protein of 646 amino acids. Lineage: Eukaryota; Metazoa; Arthropoda; Insecta; Diptera; Muscidae. Gene Ontology annotation, biological process: canonical Wnt signaling pathway; non-canonical Wnt signaling pathway. Gene Ontology annotation, molecular function: Wnt-protein binding; Wnt receptor activity.
AUGAGCAAUUAUAUUUUGUGUGCAAUAAUCUUGCUUUCGACGGGGUCGCAUGUGAUCGCAGUAAACGAAUUCGGAACGCGCCAAUGUGAACCAAUACGUAUAGACCUUUGUCGAAAUAUUGGAUACAAUGAAACGUCAAUGCCCAAUUUGGCAGGCAAUGAAGUUCAAAGCGAUGCUGAGUACACACUGACGUCGUUCUCACCUCUAAUAGAAUAUGUAUGCAGUACGCAAUUGAAGUUAUUUCUCUGCGCUACAUAUGUGCCAAUGUGCACGCUACAAACACCAGUGCCAAUUGGACCCUGCAGGAGUCUCUGCGAGAGUGUUCGUUCUCGGUGUGAUCCGGUUCUUCAAGGCUUUGGAUAUCUUUGGCCUCCUGCAUUGGACUGUAGUAGAUUCCCCAAGCAGAACAAUCAAGAAACCAUGUGUAUGGAAGGUCCCGGGGAGUCAUCUGAGACGUUACCUAUUGGAGAUUCUCUGACGCCUGUAAAAUCUCCACCCCACCAAACAAUGACAGCAGCAAUUCCUACUUUAGAAUGUCCCGGACACUCAAAACAGUAUGUGAAAUUGCCUCGAUCUUGGCGCUGUGCGCCUUUGUGUGAAGCCAGUAUUCUAUUCAGUGCAAACGAUAAACACAUUGCUGAAGUUUGGACAAGCACUUGGACAUAUGUUGCACUGAGUCUGGGACUGUUAACAGUAUUAUGCGUUUUGGUUUGUGAUUCCGAAACAAAAAUAAAUGAGGCAAAAAACACUCGGGUAUUGUCACCAUUGAUGUGGUGCCACAUAAUGGUUGUAAUCGGAUGGACAGUACGUUUUGUUGCGGGACGCAAUGCCACAGCUUGCGGAUACGAUCCUCAGUUGCCAAAUGUAUCUCUAUUACUUGUUGAUGGGCUGUCUAAUGGACCUUGUGCUGCUACAUUUCUUCUGAGGUAUUAUUUUGGCAUGGCUGCGACGGCUUGGUGGGCAAUUUUGUCCUUGGGUUGGCACCGAGAUGUUCGCCGUAAUAGUCCGGAUACGAUAAACCAAAUUUCCCUGGAUGGAAAUGCAUAUACCAAUCACAAUGGAGGUAAUUCAAAAAUGAAAACAUAUCGUGCUAAUUCGAAUAAAGCGGACGACAGCAUUAUCACCAGCAACUUAGCUAGAUUCUUAGCUUGGGGCUUGCCUGCUUUUCAAACUGCCGCUGUUAUUGUUGCACGAAUUAUAGAUGCUGAUGAACUUCUAGGUGCGUGUUUUGUUGGUAAUCAAUCGGACAAAGGUUUACAAAUUUUAGUAGCCACUCCACUCUUCUGCUAUUGGAUUUUUGGAUCUAUGAAUUUGGCAUCUGGAUUUUUGGUCCAUCGGCGAAACAAAGAUAUAGCAAACGAAUCAAAUUCCACGCAUUUAAGAUUAUUGAUACAAUAUAAAUAUAGUAUAUCCGGAUCAUUUCUAUUCAUGUACUGUGUUCCUUGCGUGUUGCUUCUGCUGGCAGUCAUAUAUGAGUUUGCGAAUAUCGAUGUGUGGCUUAGUUUAUCAAAUAUAAAUGAAGCUACUCCAAUGUGGCCUUUUAUGACAAGAGCCUUUAUGGAAUUGUUGCUGGCAAUAAUUGCAUUUUCAUGGAUUUUAGUACCCAAAUUGUCUUUGAUGUACAAGGGACAUAUGAUUAAAAGCAAUAAGACUAAAAUUGUCGGCGUACCACCUAUACACAAUUCAAUACAUACCACGAACAAUAUUAGCUGUCGUUCAUCUGGUAAAACUUACAGUACUGUUUCUUAUCAAUCUGUGCGACAAUCAAAAAAUACGAAUCAACAACAUCAAAGUAGUGCAAUAUUAUUGAAACAUCCUCCAUACUCCUCCAUUGGACGCGGAAAAUCCAUUCAAAAAAGUUCAGUUCACACGCCAAUCAAUUCACCAGUUAAAAAAACGUCACAUGCGUUUCAACUUUUCAAUGAUGAAACUAUACUGUAG